Molecule: messenger RNA, 4275 nt
Organism: Musca domestica (house fly)
Lineage: Eukaryota; Metazoa; Arthropoda; Insecta; Diptera; Muscidae
Gene: snz
Product: sorting nexin-25
Exons: 11
Coding region: 844-4203 (1119 amino acids)
Cellular component (GO): intracellular membrane-bounded organelle
Molecular function (GO): phosphatidylinositol binding
Source: RefSeq, a predicted model, not a curated record
CUGAAUGAAGCCAUCGUUGGGCAACGAGAGAGAGAGAGACAAUUACGCAGCAGAGCAAAGUGUAAACAUUUUUUCCACAUACGAUAAAUUAAUAAACCAUAAUUUUAAACAAAAACAAACUGAACAAUACCAUUGAACCGCGUGCAUUGUGGCGGAUGGACGCACCCAAUGAACGGAAAUACAAACUGCGGUCAUCAGUGAUAGAGUGAAAGUGUUGUGACUGCCAGACGACGACAGCCUGUUAAUUUUCCCACAGAACAGAACAAGUGUACACUGCUUACACUGCUUACUAGAAAGAAGGCAAAGUAGCGUUAAUGUGUUUGUUGCUCUCAUAAUAUUCGUUCGUUUGUAUAUAAUACAAAAAAAAGAAUGUUUUAAUCCUUGACGUAAGAAGAAUCACAAGUGGGAUAAGAUUACUGAGGAAUAUUUAAUUUGAUCCUGUGCGUGCGUUUUAUAUAACAACUUGUUGCCCCCCUUUUUUACGUCGAGGGAGAAGCAGGGCAAGGACUUGAAAAUCGGUUUGGAUUAAAUUUGAUUUGUGUGUGCCUGCUGUAGUAAUGAAAAAAAUUAUUCGUUUUGAAGGAGAACAAUAUUGAUUUUGUAUACAGCCUGUAGUAACAACAACAUAGUGACUAUUGAAACUGAAUUUUUCCCACCCCCACCCCAACGCCAUCACUAUUAAAAAUAAUAGAAGAGGAAACAAGUGUAUAGAAUGUGGGCAUUGCGUAUAAAAAUAAAAUGUGAUUAACAUUUUAAUAGCCUACCUCAGCGUCAUCAUCGAACAACCAGCUCGGAAAGUUAGUUACAAAAGGCACAAAACAUAGAGUACAAAGUCUCGGCAGAAUGAAAAACAAAGUUAACCCAAAAGAUAUACCUUCUAUAGAUGAUUUACAAAGCUUUCCCAAUCGACGACCUUUGUUUCUCUUGGAUACUCCAUCAUCGGAGAAUGAAAGGCACAAAACCUCUGCAUCCUACUCCACAACCGCAUCAUCAUCCGCCUCCUCAUCUAGGGGGAAACUAUUACUGUGGUCCUCGGUAUUGCGCGUUAUACAACUUAAUUGGAAAAUCUUUUUGUCUGCCUUGGCAGUGACACUGCUGGCCAUCAUUUGGUAUUAUCCAAUUUUCUUUCUCUUCAUUCUGUUUGUGUUGUAUUCUUUGCUAUUGGUUGUUGCCGCUGUGGCCGGUACCGUAUACAUUCAUUAUUUAUUUACAACCAAAGAGCCGCCAAAACCCAAUCGUGAACCAUUAAAUGUUCUCUACAAUGCCACCCAAAAUAGUCUCUUUGACCUACCCAAACCCAUUAAGAAUGCCUCGAAUUUACCACUUAUCUUUGGGAAAACGGUGGACCUACAAAUACAACAAAUUAUCGAAUAUGUUCUUAGAGAUUUUAUGACACCAUGGCUGGGCUAUGUUGUCACCAAACCAAAAUUAAUGAAUGACAUUGUCCGUGAAGAUUUGUGGAAUGCCAUACAAAAAAUGCAUGAACGGGCCAAGAAAAUCGAUGCACCCAAGAUCAUAGCUGUCGACAUGGUUAACAGAGUAACAGUGCAUUUGGAGAAGAUACGAAUAUCGGAGGCACGAGCGGCCGAAAUGAAUGUGGCGCCAGUGUUUUCAACAAAUUCCUAUUUGGUUACCGAAGAAAAAGAACUGGAAUUCUUAAGGAAGUUGUGUGAAAUAAUGGUUAUACUUUUACUACCGCGAGGUUACUCUCUGCCGCCAUUGAAGGUGCUGCUAAGUGAGAUACUUUCGUAUAAAAUUUUCUUUCCCAUGAUAAAAAUGUUAACCUCACCGGACUAUAUCAAUCAGAAAAUUGUACAAAACAUUGAAGGACGUUUGGCGGCGGCAGCCAUCAGCAAACGUUCAUAUGAGUAUGCAGCAAGUUUUGAAGAUUUCCUCAAAAUAAUCAACAAUUGCGGCAAUCUGGAAGAGUUGUCGCUAAUACGCAAAAGUAUUGUCAACGAUUUGAUGCAUGCAACAACAGUACAAAAUCUCCAACGUGCCAAAGGUAUUGAUCCCGACAAUGAUCCCGAUCACAAUCUUUCUAAAUCGGAAAUAUCCGCUGCUGUACGUUUGAAGCGUUAUGUUCAACAACUGACCUAUGCCAAGAAUAUGUGUGAAAAAAAUUUGGAGAAAUUCGGUUGGAAUGGCAACUAUUCAAGUGAUUUGGAUUUAUCGUUGGUGGAGAUACUAAACACCGCCAUUGGCAGGCGUUAUUUUACGAUAUUUUUGGAACCCCUUAAGGCCAGUGCUUUGGUGGGUUUCUAUAUGGCAGUGGAGGAAAUGAAACAUGCCCCCAAAAACUCAGCCCAUCAGCUAGGGACGGAAAUAUUCUACACCUAUAUACGAGUACCGAAAUCCGAAUUACAAUUCGACAAACAUGAACGAAAACUGAUUGAAACAUUUCUGCUCGGUGAUUCUGGACCAGAAAUAUUCUAUGAUUUGCAAAAACAAGUCCUUAGAACACUGGAGGAGAAAUACUAUCCCCCGUUUGUACUGAGCGAACAAUAUCGUCUACUCAAGGAGGCAUUGGACUCUGAUGACUAUAAAGAUCCCACCUUAAUAGUUGGUGCCCUGAGUGAUAAUCACGAAGAGACAUCGGCAAGUUUAGAUGGUCUGGAGGCCAAUAGUUCAGGUACCAUAGAUGUGGCGGCCCAUACAUCGUAUGCUCGCAAAAAGUUGGAACAAAUUCAGGAGAGAAUAGAUAAGAAAAAUCAAGCCUUAGAUGCUUUAAAAUACUCAGUGAAACCUGAUUCCAAAGUUUUGCAAAUUUUGGAAAAAGAAAUGGAAUGGCUGAAAAACAUCAAACGGCAAACGGAGGCCCAUUUGCGUCGUACCGAUGCGUGGACAGAACAUUUGGGCCGUUGGAAGGCCACAUUACAAAGUGUUGAGAUUUCCGAUGAAAAAGAAUCGUUGCAAUUUAUGAUUUUAGUCCACGUAGACGAGGAUAUUAACACUCCAAGUGCGUUGAAACAAUCGUCGUCGGGAAAGGUGGAGGCCAGACCUGGUAGCAUAUCUAGUGGUUGGGUGGUCAUGAGAUCACUAAAUCAAGUUCAUGAGUUGCAAAGAAAACUACGACAUGUCAGUGCCAAUCUCAAAUCAUAUGAUUUACCAACAAAUUUUAAGUUUUUCUUUUUGAAAAAUGAUAAACAUGCCCUGGAAAAGGCCAAGCAACAGAUACAACGGUUUAUUAAUAUGAUUUUAGAAGAUGACCAUCUGAAUGGCAGUGAAGCCAUCUACACUUUCCUCAGUCCCAGUUCGGAUCAUCUGAAACAAUCACUACCCUCACCAAAAAAAUCGAAAUUUUCACUUUCGACUCUUUUCAAAACAGAAACUGUAAAAAGUUCAGAUUCAUCAUCGAAAAGUUCAUCGACAGAUCCUUUUUGGGGUUUACAGCGAGACGAUGAGGACAUAUCGACGUAUUUGGAAGGUGUUCCGGCCGGUGAUAAUAAGUUGUUGGCCGAUUUGGAUAGCAAGGAUUCGAUAGCGGAGCCAUUGUAUGCCUUGAUGGGUGAAAUUUUCGAUAUGGGCGGUGUGUUCAAGUGGCUGCGUAAAAGUCUUAUAUCGUUUGUACAAAUUACCUAUGGUAGAACAAUUAAUAGGCAAAUUCGUGAAUCUGUAUCAUAUUUGUUUGAAGAAUCAAUGCUGCACUAUUAUUUUUCUGCGAUAUUGAAGUCGUUCUGGCCCGGUGGGGUAUUGGCCUCAGCCUAUCCAGUUAGAUCGGAUGAUAUGAAAGAGAUGACAACAAAUGCGGCUAAAGCUUUACUCAUGGAUAAUAUCCCAGAGGUAUUGUGUAAUUUGGUUGGUGCUCAAGCAGCUAAACGGGGAAUACUGAAGGUGUUCGAUGCCCUACAGAAUCCUGUCUAUAAUAAGCAAUUGUUUUAUGAACUCUUGGAAAUUCUAAUGAUGGAAUUCUUUCCCGAAAUUAAACAAUUGAAAAUACAUGCACCCACACCGACACUACACUCGAACCAAUCACAUUCCACGGGUGCUGGAAAUAGCAGCAGUGGUGGAAUGGGCAACAACAGCGCUGCCGGUGGUAGUGGAUCUUCGAAUAAAUCUCACAAUAAUAACCAAAGCGAUAAAUAUCACCAGCAACAACAGCAAUAUUAUGGUGAUAGACACCAAACCCACCAUGGCAGUGAUAAACAUUCUAACAAUCAUCAUCAGCAGCAGCAGCAUUCCCACCAUCACACAGGAAAGUAAACAAAUUUGAAGUGUUGUUUUUUUUUUCUUUUCUUUCAUUUAAGUUAUUUAUUAAAGCCAUACCAUGUUAAA